Molecule: messenger RNA, 415 nt
Organism: Paramecium pentaurelia
Lineage: Eukaryota; Ciliophora; Oligohymenophorea; Peniculida; Parameciidae
Source: the annotation of a GenBank genome assembly
AUGCAUAAGCUGCCAUCAUUUGUUACAAUAUUACAAGUAAUCUUCAUUUUUAGAGAAAAAAGAUGAGAAAUCCUUCCAAAACCUAUCCAGAUGGGUCUAAGAUGUUUAAGAUAAAGAGGAAAUGAUGUCUUUAUUUACAUAUUGGGUAAUAAAAUUGAUUUGGAAUAAGAUUCAAAAAAACAAGCAUAAGCUAAAGAUAAUGUAUUUUGAAUUUAUCUUAAAUUUCUAGGAACUAGGUGCUUAGUUUUAUGAAGUCUCUGCUAAGAAUGCAACAAAUGUACUUGAAUUUUUUAAGAAACUUUAAAAUGAUUUGUUAGGCGAUCUUGUUUUACAAACUCAUAAUUAACAAUAAUAAUAAUAAUAAUUUGUAUAUUAGUAUAUCAUUCUUUACAAUAAGAUGAAAUUUAGUAAUUGA